AUGUCUAGAGGUAAAAGAAUCAUGAAAGAAUUACAAGCAGUCAAGGACGACCCAGCUGCGAACAUUGAGUUAUAUUUUGUCAAUGAGUCCGAUAUCCAUCAUUUAAAAGGUACGUUUCUAGGCCCACCGGGCACACCGUAUGAAGAUGGUAAAUUUAUUGUAGACAUUGAAGUUCCGAUGGAGUAUCCAUUCAAGGCGCCAAAGAUGCAAUUUGAUACGAAGGUCUAUCAUCCAAAUAUAUCGUCUGUGACGGGUGCGAUCUGUUUGGAUAUAUUGAAGGACGCAUGGUCUCCAGUAAUAACAUUGAAAUCUGCUUUGAUUUCAUUGCAAGCACUUUUACAGUCACCUGAACCCAACGAUCCACAAGACGCAGAGGUUGCUCGUCAUUAUUUAAAGGACAGAGAAUCAUUUAAUAAGACUGCCAAAUUAUGGACCAAAUUGUAUGCUAGUGAUAGUGAUAAGGAUAUUGAUGGUAAUGGUAAUGGCAAUGGUGAGGAUAAUGAUGGUGGAAAUAAAGAUAGAGAUGUUGACGAGGCAGAAUUGUAUGGGAUAGAUUCCGAAGUUGUUGAGGAGUUUAUAUCUCAAGGAUUUGAGAAGGAUAAAAUUGUAGAAGUGUUAAGACGAUUAGGUAUUAAGUCGCUUGACCCAUCAGAUAACGAGACAGUGAACCGCAUUUUAGAAGAAUUGUUAAAAUAA
Arxiozyma heterogenica is the source of this 696-nucleotide messenger RNA. It is a transcript of the gene UBC1, whose product is annotated as E2 ubiquitin-conjugating protein UBC1. The transcript has a single exon. The record is from RefSeq and is a predicted model, not a curated record. The coding region runs from base 1 to 696 and encodes 231 amino acids. NCBI's taxonomy places the organism in Eukaryota, Fungi, Ascomycota, Saccharomycetes, Saccharomycetales, Saccharomycetaceae. Gene Ontology annotation, molecular function: protein binding.